Chlorella variabilis is the source of this 1275-nucleotide messenger RNA. RefSeq lists its product as hypothetical. Lineage: Eukaryota; Viridiplantae; Chlorophyta; Trebouxiophyceae; Chlorellales; Chlorellaceae. Gene Ontology annotation, biological process: transmembrane transport. The transcript is spliced from 5 exons. The coding region runs from base 1 to 1275 and encodes 424 amino acids. The record is from RefSeq and is a predicted model, not a curated record. Gene Ontology annotation, molecular function: transmembrane transporter activity.
AUGUCGGUCGCCAUCCUGCCGAUGUCCGACCAGUUCUCGUGGGACGACUCGGUCAAGGGCUCCGUCUCCUCCGCUUUCUUCGCGGGAUACAUGGUGACCAACCUGUGCGGCGGCUUCCUGGCCACCCGCUACUCCGCCAAAGGCGUGCUGGCCAUCGGCGUCGUGCUCUGGUCCCUCUUCACCAUCGCCACGCCCUCGGCCGCCGCGGGCAACCUGGGCGAGCUCAUGCUGGCAAGGGCGGUGAUGGGGGUGGGCGAGGGCGUGACCUACCCCUCUAUUCAGAACCUGGCCCGCAAGUGGGUGCCCGAGCAGAAGCGCUCCCGCGCCCUGGCCUUCAUCUACUCUGGCCACCAGCUGGGCACGAUUGGCUCCUACAUGCUCUGCCCGCUGCUCAUCGCCCACUACGGCUGGGAGAGCGUGUUCUGGAUCUUUGGAUCCCUGGGCUUUGUCUGGCUGCUGGGCUGGCUGCCGCUGGUCAGCGACGGCGCGCCGCCCAGCCUGGAGGCCGGUGCGGCCGGCCGCGGCACCGCCGCCGCGGCGCCGGCGCCUCCCGCGGCGCCCGCCGUCCCGGCCAAGGAGCUGCAGCUGCAGGACGUGCCGUGGGCCGCCUUUGCCGCCAACCCCGCCUUUUGGGCCAUCGUGGCCGCGCAGUGCACGGUGUCGGUGGGCAACGUGCUGGCCUUCAGCUGGCUGCCCACCUUUUACAACCAAGUGUACGGCGUGGAUGUGGCCGCCUCCGCCGCCUACUCCGUGCUGCCGUUUGUGGUCACCGUGGUGGCCACCAACGCGGGCGGCUGGAUCGCGGACGGCCUGGUGAACAAUGGGGUGCUGGACAAGACGACGACGCGCAAGCUGAUGCAGGGCAUCGCCUCGCUGGGCCCCGCCGUGUGCCUGGUGAAGCUGGCGGCGGACCAAGGCGCAGGUGAGGGCGCCUCCUCGGUCACCAACGCCGUGGCGCUCGUCACCGCCUGGUGCUCCCUGUGCGGCUUCUCCGCCGCGGGGUACGGCUCCAACCACCAGGACAUCUCAAGGGAGUACAGCGGCAUCCUGUACGGUCUGUCCAACGGCCUCGCCAGCGUGGCGGCCUCGGUCUCCAUCUACGCCACCGGCCAGGUGCUGCACUACACCCACGACUGGUCGCUGGUGUUUGAGGUGGCGGCGGGGCUGUACGCGGUGGGCGCGGCGGCAUACCUCAAGUGGGCCUCCUGCGAGGAGCAGUUUGCGCACGCGGACGGCGGCGCCGCACGCCAGCUGGCCAAGGCCAAGGUGCAGUGA